AUGUCGGUACUACUCGAGACCUCGGCUGGCGAUAUCACGGUCGACCUCUUCGUGGAUGAGGCGCCGAAGUGCUGCAGAAAUUUCCUGAAGCUCUGCAAGAUCAAGUACUACAACUAUUCGCCGGUAUACAACGUCCAGUCAAACUUCUCGUUCCAGACAGGUGACCCGAUCGGGCCUGAAUCGAAAGACAGCGAUGGAGGAUCUUGCGUGUGGGCGCUGCCGGAUGGGAGUACCAAGCGAGCUUCCAGAAAGGAGAGAACGACAUUUGUUCCUGAGAUGUCAAAGAAGAGGAAGCACAUAGAGCGAGGUACAAUGAGCAUGGCAACUUCACAAUCCAAGUCGAAUCCAGACGAGCGAUUGGCGAGCAGUCAAUUCAUCAUCACGCUUGGUGAGAACGUUGAGCAGCUGGACGGGAAAGCUGCGAUCUUUGGAGAGGUUGUUGAAGGUUUCGAUGCUCUGGAGAAGAUCAACAACACAUUCGUGGACCAGUCUGGCCGGCCGUUACAGGACGUCAGGAUACUGCAUACGGUUGUGCUUGACGAUCCUUUCGAUGAUCCGGCGGGUAUCAUUGAACCACCGCAAAGCCCGCUACCAUCCACCGAGCAGCGUGCAACAGUCCGCAUAGCGCAUGACGAAGUGCUGGAGGAAAACGACGAUCCGGAACAACUGGAGAAAAUCAGACGAGAACGAGAAGCACGUGCCCAGGCUCUCACGCUCGAGCUUAUCGGUGACCUGCCUUUCGCAGAAGUCACGCCGCCAGAGCAGAUAUUGUUUGUAUGCAAGCUCAACCCGGUGACUCGAGAUGAGGAUCUAGAGCUCAUCUUUUCACGAUUCGGCAAGAUCUUAUCCUGUGAGGUGAUACGGGACAAAAAGACGGGUGACAGCCUUCAGUACGCCUUCAUCGAGUUUGGCAACAAAGAGGACUGCGAACGGGCUUACUUCAAGAUGCAAGGUGUUCUCAUCGACGACCACCGCAUUCAUGUGGACUUUUCGCAGAGUGUGUCAAAGCUAUCGAAUGACUGGCGCAGUACGACCAAUUCGAAGACGGCGAGGUCACGUGGCGGCUUUGGAGGCAUCGAAGGCUUGGAGAAGCGGAGACAGUACCGAGGGGCGGAGGGUGCUCGUGAGCGUGGCGAUAAAUAUGGCUAUGUCUUUGAUCGCGACGAGCGCCGAAGACGAGAGGAGAGGGACUCGGACCGUCCAAAACAACGAUCGCGCAGCCGCAGUCCUUACCGUCGCGACCGCUACGAGAAGGAUAGGGAUGAUGGAAGGAGGAGCAAGCAUCGCGACUAUGAUGACCGCACUCGGGAUGACGGCAGGCGAAGACGCAGUCGCGAGCGCUACUCGGGAAACCGCCGUCGUCGCUCGAGAAGCUAA
Molecule: messenger RNA, 1377 nt
Organism: Saxophila tyrrhenica
Lineage: Eukaryota; Fungi; Ascomycota; Dothideomycetes; Mycosphaerellales; Extremaceae
Gene: cyp6
Product: Peptidyl-prolyl cis-trans isomerase-like 4
Exons: 2
Coding region: 1-1377 (458 amino acids)
Biological process (GO): protein peptidyl-prolyl isomerization
Cellular component (GO): nucleus
Molecular function (GO): peptidyl-prolyl cis-trans isomerase activity; RNA binding
Source: RefSeq, a predicted model, not a curated record